Tribolium madens (black flour beetle) is the source of this 1288-nucleotide messenger RNA. RefSeq names its product cathepsin O-like. The record is from RefSeq and is a predicted model, not a curated record. The coding region runs from base 229 to 1218 and encodes 329 amino acids. Gene Ontology annotation, cellular component: lysosome. Gene Ontology annotation, molecular function: cysteine-type endopeptidase activity. NCBI's taxonomy places the organism in Eukaryota, Metazoa, Arthropoda, Insecta, Coleoptera, Tenebrionidae. The transcript is spliced from 3 exons.
UCUUAAUAUUUGUGGUUUGACAACAUACUUUGAGGUUAUGUUGUGACAUUUUACAAUGUAAAUAAGAAAUCAUGUUGAAAAAUUAGAAAUAUUCUAUUUCACUCGUAAUUAUAGUUAUUUGAAAACUGUACUAGGAUAAUGUUUCAAGAUAAUUAAAUUAAUAAACAUGGCGUCAGCAACAGAUAGUUCAGUAUUAUCAUUGUUACCAAAAUAUCUGUUUUGAUAAGAAUGGCUUCGUGGAGUACCUACUUGCAGGGGUUUUUUUACAUUGCUUUACUAUUUUUUGUCAUCCCUAUAAGAAUAAAAGGUCCUGAUCAAGCGGAAGACCAAUUUCAGGAAUACUUGAAAAAAUUUAACAAGACAUAUGAUGACCCCAUUGUGUAUCAAAACCGAUUUCAAGCAUUCAAGAAGUCACUAGAAACAAUCGAGACUUUGAAUACCAAAAAAAGGAAUGGUUCAGCAAUGUAUGGUUUAACAAAAUUCUCAGACCUGUUACCAGAGGAAUUUUUUGAAACUUAUUUACAAUCAAAUUUGAGUCAGAAGACGCAUUCAAAUCAGCCAAAACGACACCGCCACAAACGUGCCUCAGUCCCAAACAAAGUAGAUUGGAGAGAAAAAAAUGCAGUGACAAAAAUUUACAACCAAGGGAAUUGUGGGGCCUGUUGGGCUUACUCCGUCAUUGAAACGGUGGAGUCCAUGAACGCGAUCAAAACCAACAAAUCGGAAGAACUCAGUGUGCAGGAGAUCAUUGAUUGCGCUGGGAAUAAUAAAGGGUGCAAUGGAGGAGAUAUUUGUACUUUACUGUCUUGGAUCAAAAACACAAAUUUUACAAUUCAAAGACAUGCCGACUAUUCGGGUAAAUGUAGACGUGGCUCAACUGGUGUCCAAAUUCGAGACUUCAUGUGUGAAGGACUAGUGGGGUCUGAAGAUGUCAUGUUGAAGCUUUUGGCAGAUAAUGGACCUUUGGCUGUGGCGAUUAAUGCGCAAACUUGGCAAAAUUACAUUGGAGGUGUCAUUGAGUAUCACUGUGAUGGAGAUCCAUCAAAGCUAAAUCAUGCCGUCCAGAUUGUUGGGUAUGAUUUGACUGCAAAUAUUCCACAUUACAUUGUGCGGAAUACAUGGGGAGAAGAUUUCGGAGAUAGGGGAUUUUUGUAUGUAGCUGUCAAUAAAAAUAUGUGUGGGAUUGCAAAUGAGGUCUCCGCAUUAAGAAUACUGUGAUUUAGGUAUCAUUUUAUGUAGAGAAUGUAUAGGUUUUAUAUUCGAAAUGUGAUUAAAUGUUUUUUUAUUA